Mucor mucedo is the source of this 1360-nucleotide messenger RNA. RefSeq lists its product as uncharacterized. The transcript is spliced from 2 exons. The coding region runs from base 89 to 1360 and encodes 423 amino acids. NCBI's taxonomy places the organism in Eukaryota, Fungi, Mucoromycota, Mucoromycetes, Mucorales, Mucoraceae. The record is from RefSeq and is a predicted model, not a curated record.
AGGAAAUUAAAACACUCGACUCUUAUAUAACCAGACGAUUUCUCCCUAACAUUACUAAUUUCCUUAUUCUAACUUUAAAACUCGAAUUAUGAAAUUCAUUGCUAUUACCGCCUGUCUCGCUGUCUGUGCUCACUUGGUCGCUGCCGAAAUUCCCCCACAUUCACAUAUUUUAGCUCCUGCCACCGCCGGUGCUGAUGUAAUGGCUCAAGAACAAGCUCUCGAGCUCGGCGCUCCUCAAUCCUUUGUCCCUGCCAAGCACUCAUCCAAGCACGAUGAUGAUGACGAUGAUGAUGAUGAUAAGAAGGACAAGAAGAAGAAGAAGCACCACGAUGACGAUGAUGAUGAGGAGGAUGACAAGAAGGAUAAGAAGAAGAAGAAGCACGAUGAUGAUGAUGAUGAUGAUGAAGAUAAGAAGGACAAGAAGAAGAAGCACGGUGACGAUGAUGAUGAGGAAAAGAACGACGAGCUCGCUGAAAAGAAGAAGGCCAAAGCUGAAGAAGAUGCUCUUUUAGCUGAAGAAGAAAAGGAGGCUGCUGAAAAGGAAAAGGAAGCUGAAGCUGAGGCCGCACAAAAGGAGAAGGAUGCUGAAGCUGAGGCUGCUCAAAAGGAAAAGGAUGCUGAGGCCGAAGCCGCUGACAAGGAAAAGGAAUCCGCCGAGAAGGAGAAGCCCGCUGAAGAAGCUCCUGCUGCCGAAGAUGCUCCUGCUGAGGAGGAGCCCGCUGCACCCACUGACGCUCCUGCUGAAGAGGCACCCGCCGCUCCUACUGAUGCUCCCGCUGAAGAGGAACCCGCUGCACCUACUGAUACACCCGCUGAAGAGGCACCCGCUGCACCCACUGACGCUCCUGCUGAAGAUGCUCCAGCUGCACCCGCUGAAGAUGCCCCCGCCGCACCCGCUGAAGAUGCUCCAGCUGCACCCGCUGAAGAUGCACCAGCUGCACCUGCUGAAGAUGCUCCAGCUGCACCUGCUGAAGAUGCUCCAGCUGCACCUGCUGCACCCACUGACGCUCCUGCUGAAGAUGCUCCAGCUGCACCCGCUGAAGAUGCCCCCGCCGCACCCGCUGAAGAUGCUCCAGCUGCACCCGCUGAAGAUGCACCAGCUGCACCUGCUGAAGAUGCUCCAGCUGCACCUGCUGAAGAUGCUCCAGCUGCACCUGCUGAAGAUGCUCCAGCUGCACCCGCUGAAGAUGCACCCGCCGCACCCGCUGAAGAUGCCCCCGCCGCACCCGCUGAAGAUGCACCCGCCACACCUGCUGAAGGUGCACCCGCUGCUGAUGAAGAAACCCCCGCUGAAGGAACCCCAGCCGAAGAGACACCUGCCUCCGAGGACCCCAAGGCUGCUGAAGACGCUAAAAAUUAA